Penaeus vannamei (Pacific white shrimp) is the source of this 1816-nucleotide messenger RNA. RefSeq names its product exosome complex component RRP45. The record is from RefSeq and is a predicted model, not a curated record. NCBI's taxonomy places the organism in Eukaryota, Metazoa, Arthropoda, Malacostraca, Decapoda, Penaeidae. Gene Ontology annotation, molecular function: mRNA 3'-UTR AU-rich region binding. Gene Ontology annotation, biological process: TRAMP-dependent tRNA surveillance pathway; nuclear polyadenylation-dependent rRNA catabolic process; nuclear mRNA surveillance. Gene Ontology annotation, cellular component: cytoplasmic exosome (RNase complex); nuclear exosome (RNase complex).
UUGUUUUGAACGUCGAGAUCCUCGUGUUACCUGCGGAAGGGACAUCAAAGUGAAUGUUUUAUUUGGAUACCAUAUUCUUCUGUUUGUCCUGAUAUUUCCCUAGGUAAAAAUGAAGGAGACACCUCUGAGCUCAUGCGAGCGUAAUUCAGUAAUCUCAGCUAUCCAGAAAGGUCUAAGGCAUGACAACAGAGAAUUUCUGGAAGUUCGUGACAUAAAUAUCAGUUUUGGCAAAGAUUUUGGAUCCUGCACAGUAACACUAGGACUAACACGAGUUUUAGCACAGGUAACAUGUGAAGUAGUUGAACCCAGACCAUCAAGACCAAGUGAAGGCAAAAUUUCGAUUUCUGUCCAUUUGUCACCCAUGGCAGCACCGCACUUUGAACCAGGAAGAGGGAAUGAUCUGGUUGAAGAGCUACAGCAAAUCUUAGAUCGUAAUAUCAAGGAGUCACGUUGCCUUGAUCUUGAGUCACUGUGCAUCUUGGCAGAGGAGAGUGUUUGGCAGCUGAGGGUUGAUGUCACUGUCCUCAACCAUGCAGGAAAUCUUGGAGAUGCUUGCAACCUUGCUAGUGUUGCAGCCCUUCGCCACUUCCACAGACCUGAUGUUACUGUAGAAGAGGAUGGUCGAGUAACCAUCCACACCCUAGAGGAGCGGGAACCUAUACCAACCUUCAUGAAGAAAGUUCCCGUCUGCCUGACUUAUGCCUUCUUUAUGGUGGAUGAGAAAUGCCAUAUGCUAAUGGACCCUUCAGAUUUGGAAGAGAGAGUAAUGUCCGGCAAACUAAUUGUAGGCCUCAACCCACAUGGCGAGAUCACAUCCAUGAUGUUCCCUGGUAGAGUUGCACUUCAAAAACGCGAAAUCAUGAACUGCAUUCAAAAUGCUUUCUUAAAAGCCAAGGCAUCAGCAGAGAUGGUUGCUAGGGUGGUAGACGAUGAUGUGAUGAAAAGAAAAUCUCUUGUGAAGCCAGCUGGAUAUACAAAUUGCCUUGUAUCAGAUUCUACAUAUAGAAGAAAGAAAAUCGAUGAGUUAAUUGAAAAUGAGAUAAGAGGGGAGUUUGUAGUCCCUGAGGAACCUAUGGAAGAAGGGGGACCCAAAAUAGAAGACCGCAUGUAUGACUCUGAAGAAGAGGAAGAGGAAGAGGAGUCCACUGAGUCAAGUAUUCCAAAGAAACCUGUUCAAGCAGCUGUAAAUAAGACAAAGAAGGAAACAGCUUCAAUGAGCGAUAGUGAAGAGGAAGAGACUGGGCAAACCUUAACUGCAAAAGAUUUACAGUAGAAAUUCUUGUUAUGGAAGCAGUAGCCCCAACAUCCACUUUAUGAUUUUUGUCUACAAGAUUUAAGAAAAUAUUUUCAUAUCAUGAGAGUACCUGUGUCCUAUCAUACAUUUUCUAAUGAAAAAAUAUAUGGUAUUGUGCAAAAAUAAUGGUAGACCAGUUAUUAGACUUAAAGAAUGAAUAUAUAACAGUACUGUAUGAAUAUGAAUAUAAAUAAAUCAGUGAGAUGAAAGUGAAGUUUGUAUUUACAUGAAUUAUCUAGGCCAUUCAUGGUCAGUUUUGUUUAUCUUCCAAAAAAGGCUUUACUUUUGUCUGUUACUCAGUUGCAAGCUGUUCAUACUAUGUAACUUUACAGUAAUAUCUAUGGUAUUGGUUGUAAUUUAUAUAAUGAAUGCAUACAUGUAUACACAUAUGAGCACAAGUACAAUAUAUGUAAACACAUCAACAUUACCAAAGGAACUGGACUCAUGUAAAAUUUGGCUUGUUUCAUAUAAUGCUGAACAAAAUUCACUUAACAGAUUAAAUAUACUGUAGAGGUUAAGAAA